CUUAGGGCUAGGGUUUUCGAAGCAGCGCCUCCCUUUAGUAGGGUUUAUCUGUGAAGAAGGGGAAGCAGCUUGAGGUGAAAUUCCAUAUUCUUCAAAUCACAUUUCAGCACAUACGAUUUUAGCUAUUUCAUUUUGAUAUAACGUCAACGUCUUUUAGGUGGAGGAUAGACCAAAGAUUGAUAAAAGGAGCUGCAUACACAUGCCUGUGUGAUCACAAUAGUCAACCAUGCUGAUUGUUAGGAGCCUGGGCCGCCCAUCUUUACUUUUUCGCUCGUAUUGUGCACAGCCCUCCCCUUCCUCCCCCACUUCUAGGCUCUUUGUUGGAGGUCUAUCAUGGUCGGUCGAUGAGAAGUCAUUGAAGGAUGCUUUCUCUUCCUUUGGAGAAGUCACCGAAGUCAGGAUCAUGUACGACAGAAACUCUGGGAGAUCAAGAGGCUUUGGAUUUGUACAUUUUUCAGACACUGAAAAUGCUACAUGUGCUAAGGAUGCCAUGGAUGGAAAGGCUUUGUUAGGUCGGCCUUUAAGGAUAAAUUUUGCCAUUGACAAGGUCCGUGGGGGGCCUGUGGUAGUCCCUCGACUUUCCUCCAUUGAAGGAGAGGCCACCAGCCAAAAAUCAUAAACCCCUAUGGUUGGAGAUGUCUAUUACUUGUGUCUAAAGGCAGGAUCGAAGAUGCAAAAUGAUCCUUCCUCUACUGAAUUAGAGUGCUCUCGAGCUCUGAAGGAGAAUCAAGGUAUGUUCUGCCUACCGAAGCAAUGGACGAAAGCUAUCUCUUUUCCCUUUAUGGUAACAAGAUUUUGCUUUUCAAGAACUAAGCCUAGGAAGUACAUAGCAUAUCCUUCCACGACACGAAGACAUGCACAGCUUCCUAACUCUCUGGGACAAUAAACACGGACAAUUUCCAAUGAGAAUGCCUGUUGCUGAAGAAGUUUAUGUUUUUCCAUUAAGAGGAUCGAUGGGUGAAUCUUGAGCCUCCAUCCACGACUUGAGAUUUAGCUGAUGGGGCCCAUGUUUUGCGGGCCAAACAGUAAGGAAAUGACUUCUGAGUAGGUUUUGAAUAGGUUUGGGUGACCCAUGAUUAGACUCUUCCUAGUAUGGUGUGGUUCCUAGUAUAGCUGUUCCGUAUCCCUUGUUCAAUCAACGCGAUAAGUGUGCCAUCAAAACUCAACUUGAUGUAUCUACAGCUUAGAAUGAAGAAUGAAAUGGCCAGGGGCCUGGCCCAUUACUAUAACAUUAUAACUUUUAGGGCAGUUUCGGAUCGGAGUUUCUGUGGCAUCCCACUUUGCAUGGUGCCCUUGCUUUCUCAUUCUUGCUGUUCUUUCCAAAUAGGUCCUUUAUGUAAUUAAUCUUUAAAAAAAAAUAAAUUGUUUUUUGGGUAUCAGCAGCUGAUAUUGUCCCUUGUCCUGUCAUUUGUUUUUUUCCUCAGGUUGUGGACAAUGCACCAUUACUUUCCACUAAUCCCAGGCC
This is a messenger RNA of Magnolia sinica, 1465 nucleotides long. Its product is annotated as glycine-rich RNA-binding protein 4, mitochondrial-like. The transcript is spliced from 2 exons. The coding region runs from base 227 to 619 and encodes 130 amino acids. Gene Ontology annotation, molecular function: RNA binding. The record is from RefSeq and is a predicted model, not a curated record. Lineage: Eukaryota; Viridiplantae; Streptophyta; Magnoliopsida; Magnoliales; Magnoliaceae.